AAGAAGAAGAAGAGCAAGUACUACUAUAUUCCUGAUAAUUUCUCAUCCCUUGAUCAGGUCACUAUAGCCCUGAGAGAAUCAGGAUUGGAGUCGUCAAAUUUAAUUAUCGGGAUAGAUUUCACGAAAAGUAAUGAAUGGACAGGUAAAGUUUCAUUCAACAACAGGAGCUUGCAUGCAAUAGGCGAUUCACUCAAUCCAUAUGAGAAAGCCAUAUCUAUCAUUGGAAAGACAUUGUCUGCAUUCGAUGAAGACAAUCUAAUUCCUUGUUUCGGGUUUGGUGAUGUGACUACGCAUGAUCAAGACGUGUUUAGUUUUCAUAGUGAUCACUCUCCCUGCCACGGCUUUGAAGAAGUCCUUGCUUGCUACAGGAAAAUAGUUCCAAAUCUGCAAUUAUCUGGGCCGACAUCUUAUGGGCCAGUAGUAGAUGCUGCAGUAGAUAUAGUGGAGAAAACAGGUGGACAAUACCAUGUCUUAGUUAUCAUCGCUGAUGGCCAGGUUACAAGGAGUGUCAAUACCAAUGAUUCAGAACUCAGCCCACAAGAAGAGAAGACAAUUAGUUCUAUCGUCACCGCGAGCAUGUAUCCUCUCUCUAUUGUUCUUGUUGGAGUUGGUGAUGGACCUUGGGAAGACAUGCAAAAAUUUGAUGACCGGAUUCCUGCGCGUGAAUUUGAUAAUUUUCAGUUUGUGAAUUUUACCGGUGUCAUGUCAAAACAUACAACUGAUUCUGCAAAGGAAUCUGCAUUUGCUCUUGCUGCACUUAUGGAGAUUCCUAUCCAAUAUAAAGCAGCUCGAGAACUUGGUCUGCUGGGGAAAAGAACAUCUAAGGCGAAGAAAGUAGUUCCAAGACGACCACCAGUGUCAUACCGUCGCCCUAUGGCAAUCCCAACUCAAGAUCAAAGCAGUCUUUCAGGAUCCGCGCAAGAUGAACAUAGCCAAGUUUGCCCAGUUUGUCUAACUGGUACUAAGGACAUGGCUUUUGGUUGUGGACAUAUGACUUGCAGAGAAUGUGGUCCAAGAUUGUCAGAUUGUCCCAUUUGUCGUCGACGGAUUACUAGUCGCAUCCGGUUAUACACUUAAUAGCAACUUCAGUGACCGAUAUCCGAUGUUUACACCAAACCAUAUCAAGUUGCUAUGGUUGAAUAAUUUAAUAAGGUGAGAAUAUGUGUUAGUUGAUGAUGAUUUAGAGAGAGAAGUCUAUGCGAAAACGCAUGACAUGCAUCUAUUGAUUUGGUAUAAAUAUCGGCUGUGGAUAAGCUUUUACCAAUAGCAUAUAAAUAUGUAUGUAUUUUCUUGUAUAUAAUCCCGUGUUUGACCGAAAAAGACUUACUAUCUAAAUUAAAGUCUUUAAUUUUA
Messenger RNA from Nicotiana tabacum (common tobacco), 1353 nucleotides. RefSeq names its product E3 ubiquitin-protein ligase RGLG4. NCBI's taxonomy places the organism in Eukaryota, Viridiplantae, Streptophyta, Magnoliopsida, Solanales, Solanaceae. Gene Ontology annotation, molecular function: ubiquitin-protein transferase activity. Gene Ontology annotation, cellular component: nucleus. The record is from RefSeq and is a predicted model, not a curated record. Gene Ontology annotation, biological process: protein ubiquitination.